AUGCCGUCAAACAAGGCGCUGCGCUCUCAGUCUCCAUUGCUCUCCAACCCUACGGUUCCGUCGAACGUUUCGUCAGCUGGAGCAACUGACGAACAUCUAGAGGAGCCAGAUACGGUAGUAGAAGUGAUUCCUUUAGGGAUUCGAAAAAAGCUUUACAUCUCUCAUUUUCUUUCAACAUGGAAUUCCCGAGUCUUCGAAUUCGGCGCCGUCUUAUACCUCGCAUCCAUCUUUGAAGGGACUUUGUUGCCCAUGUCCAUCUACGCCUUGGCUCGUGGUAUCUCCGCAAUAUUGUUUUCACCAACCAUCGGUCGCUACAUCGAUACAAGUGACCGUAUUCAGGUCGUGAGGCUCUCAAUAGUUUUACAACGUCUGGUUGUCGCAGGGUCUUGUGUUAUAUUCUGGUUCCUCGCUGGCGACUGGCAAUGGGUGCGGACUUCCAUGCCGUUCAUCCUGGCCGUACUGGUAGUGCUGGCCUGCAUCGAAAAAUUAUGUGCCAUUUUGAACAUGGUGUCCGUCGAGAGAGAUUGGGUGGUUGUCAUCGCGAACCAGAAUGACAGCAGUCUUAGAAUGCUAAAUGCCCAAAUGCGACGCAUUGAUCUGUUCUGCAAGCUUGCGGGGCCUUUGUUCAUUUCACUUAUCGAUGGCAUAUCGACUGAAGUGGCAAUACUGAUAAACAUGGGUAUGAACGUGGCAUCAAUAGCCGUCGAGUACUAUGCUAUUGCCCGGGUGUACAAGAGUGUACCGGCACUUCAAGAACCGAGACCUUCGCGUAAUGCCAACGAGCUUGAAGCAGACGAAAGACGCACCGUUUAUAACACUAAACAUUUCAUGGAUACAGCGCGGGUCACAUUGAGAGGACACAUUGCCUAUAUUCGUCAUCGGGCUUUUCUUCCAUCAUUUGCAGGGACUCUACUCUACCUCACUGUGCUCUCUUUUGGAGGUCAGAUGGUCACCUACCUUAUUUCGGCCGGUUACAACUCAAUGCAUAUUGGCGUUGCAAGGGCGGUUUCUGUAGCGUUUGAGCUAUCAUCGACCUGGAUCACACCAAAGGUCAUGUCGUGGAUCGGCCCUAUUCGCACAGGGAUAUGGUUUGUUAACUGGCAAGCUCUUUGCCUAGCGGCUGGCGUGGCUGCUUUCUGGACAAUUGCAUCUCCACUCCUUUCUGCUUCUGCCCUUGUUGGGGGCACCAUCCUUAGCCGCGUUGGCCUUUGGGGAUUUGAUCUAUCAACUCAAAUUAUAAUCCAAGAGGAAGUCGAAGCAGAGAACAGAGGAUCCUUUUCCUCCAUAGAAACCUCCUGGCAGAACGUGUUUGAGCUUUGCUCCUACGUUGCUACAAUUGUUUUUUCCAAGCCGGAACAAUUCCGAUGGCCGGUCCUGAUAAGCUUCUUGGCUGUCUCUACUGCUGGAAGCUUAUAUGCUUGUUUCGUUAGAUCAAGGAGAGGUCAUCUUUUUCAUCUCUCUCCGUGUAUCGAGCGAAAGAUGCAUUCCCCUGCUCAGGAGUAUGAGAGGAUCGUGGAACCACGAAUUCCGUAGCCGCCAGAGUACAAAUAUUACCAAGGCAUGGUUAUCGAUGUAGAAUAACGAG
Molecule: messenger RNA, 1585 nt
Organism: Aplosporella prunicola CBS 121167
Lineage: Eukaryota; Fungi; Ascomycota; Dothideomycetes; Botryosphaeriales; Aplosporellaceae
Exons: 6
Coding region: 1-1533 (510 amino acids)
Biological process (GO): iron ion transmembrane transport
Cellular component (GO): membrane
Molecular function (GO): iron ion transmembrane transporter activity
Source: RefSeq, a predicted model, not a curated record